GGUUAAAAUGCAUUUCCAGAAUAGAGUUCAGAGAAAGGCUGGGCUGCUAGUUGCUGGUUUAAGGACAAAGGGUAAGUUUCAGGAAGCAGAAAGCAAGCGGAUGAAAUUCAGCACUGGAAUCAGGGGAGUGUCUGAUUUGCAAAAGGAAAACGAAAAGACAGCUCCUCCCUUCCGAGAAAACGAAACCAACAGCAGCCCAGGCUCAGUCAGCAGAAGAGAUAAAAGUGAACAGGUCUGGGAGCCAGUUCUGUUGCCACUGUCUCUCCUGUCGAUGAUGGAUCUCAGAAAAACCCCAGCCAAAUCUCUGGACAAGUUCAUUGAAGACUAUCUCUUGCCAGACACGCGUUUUCGCAUGCAAAUCAACCAUGCCAUUGACAUCAUCUGUGGGUUCCUGAAGGAAAGGUGCUUCCGAGGUAGCUCCUACCCUGUACGUGUGUCCAAGGUGGUAAAGGGUGGCUCCUCUGGCAAAGGCACCUCCCUCAGAGGCCGAUCUGACGCUGACCUGGUUGUCUUCCUCAGUCCUCUCACGACUUUUCAGGAUCAGUUAAAUCGCCGGGGAGAGUUCAUCCAGGAAAUUAGGAAACAGCUGGAAGCCUGUCAAAGAGAGAGAGCAUUUUCCGUGAAGUUUGAGGUCCAGGCUCCACGCUGGGACAAUCCCCGCGCGCUCAGCUUCGUGCUGAGUUCGCCCCAGCUCGGGGAGGGGGUGGAGUUCGAUGUGCUGCCUGCCUUUGAUGCCCUGGGUCAGUUGACUGGCGACUAUAAACCUAACCCUCAAAUCUAUGUCGAGCUCAUCAAGGAGUGCGUCGACCUACGGAAAGAGGGCGAGUUCUCCACCUGCUUCACAGAACUACAGAGAGACUUCCUGAAGCAGCGCCCCACCAAGCUCAAGAGCCUCAUCCGCCUAGUCAAGCACUGGUACCAAAAUUGUAAGAAGAAGCUUGGGAAGCUGCCACCUCAGUAUGCCCUGGAGCUCCUGACAGUCUAUGCUUGGGAGCGAGGGAGCAUGGAAAGAGAUUUCAACACAGCCCGGGGAUUUCGGACGGUCUUGGAAUUAGUCAUAAACUACCAGCAACUCUGCGUCUACUGGACAAAGUAUUAUGACUUUCAAAACCCCAUUAUUGGAAAGUACCUGAGCAGGCAGCUCAGGAAACCCAGGCCUGUGAUUCUGGACCCGGCGGACCCUACAGGAAACCUGGGUGGUGGAGACCCAAAGGGUUGGAGGCAGCUGGCACAAGAGGCUGAGGCCUGGCUGAAUUACCCAUGCUUUAAGAAUUGGGAUGGGUCCCCCGUGAGCUCCUGGAUUCUGCUGGCUGAAAGCGACAGUGAAGACGAUGAGUCCUACGAUCCCAGGAUGUAUCAGCAACAUGGUUACAUCCAAACAUAUGAGUGCCCUCAUUUCUCUCAAAGCCCCAGCACACUCCAGGCAGCAUCCACUCGACAGGCAGAAGAGAACUGGACAUGCACCAUCCUCUGAAUGCCAGUGCAUCUUAGGGAAAAGGGCUCCAGUGUUAUCUGGACCAGCCCCUUCAUUUCCAGGUGGGACGCUUGAUCCAGAGAGGACAAAUGUCCUCAGUGAGCUGGUGUAUAAUCCAGGACAGAACCCAGGUCUCCUGACUCCUAGCCUUCUAUGCCCUCUCUCCUAUCAUAGAUAACAUUCCCCACAGCCUCGCCUCGUUCCACCUAUUCUCUGAAAAUAUUCCCUGAGAGAGAACAGAGAGAUUUAGAUAAGAGAAUGAAAUUCCAGCCUUGACUUUCUUCUGUGAACCUGAUGGGAGGGUUAUGUCUACUGUAUUAUCAAUAACAAUAAAAAUAAAGCAAAUACCUUUUA
Molecule: messenger RNA, 1828 nt
Organism: Cercocebus atys (sooty mangabey)
Lineage: Eukaryota; Metazoa; Chordata; Mammalia; Primates; Cercopithecidae
Gene: OAS1
Product: 2'-5'-oligoadenylate synthetase 1, 40/46kDa
Exons: 6
Coding region: 8-1474 (488 amino acids)
Biological process (GO): defense response to virus; negative regulation of viral genome replication; regulation of ribonuclease activity
Cellular component (GO): cytosol; membrane; nucleoplasm
Molecular function (GO): 2'-5'-oligoadenylate synthetase activity; double-stranded RNA binding
Source: RefSeq, a predicted model, not a curated record